Lotus japonicus is the source of this 2096-nucleotide messenger RNA. RefSeq lists its product as uncharacterized. The transcript has 2 exons. The record is from RefSeq and is a predicted model, not a curated record. NCBI's taxonomy places the organism in Eukaryota, Viridiplantae, Streptophyta, Magnoliopsida, Fabales, Fabaceae. The coding region runs from base 560 to 1651 and encodes 363 amino acids.
UAUCCCUCUCUAUCUGACCUAAUUUUUAUUUUAAUAUUAUUUUAUUUCCUUCUUCUCCUUCACUACUCUUAGCCGCCGCCGCAGCUUCUUCAUCGUGCAGCCGCCGCCACCGCCGAGCCACCGGUUACAGCCAGCCCCCGCGCCUCUCCCAGAAGCGUCGCCGCUCGCACCGCCGGUUCAGACGCGUCCAGAUCGUUUCACGAUCUCCCCUGCAGCCCACGCGUCCAGAUCCACUCGGAUUUCCCAGCCCCACGCCUCCUUCACGCCGCCACGCCUCCGGCUACCUCCGUCCGCCGUCGCCUGCCCAAGGAUGACCGCCACACUCCCUUCUUCCAGCCAGGAGCAGCGCCGCCGCGUCGGGUUUGCAUCCCCUUUAAUUUGCAACCCGCGACCCAGGAUCUCCCUCCAGAUCCGACCCGCUAGCUUCUCAACCCGAGAAGCCUUUCCCAGCGGCUCAACCAGCCCGGUUCACCAGUGAACCCGGCCGGCGGUUCAACCGAACCGGUUCACAGCCACAACAUCAAAACAAAAAAUAGUUUUCUUUUCCUUUGCAGGUUCUAUGGCUGAUACUAAUUCUACUACUGGUUCUCCCACCGGCGACACCACUAUGGUUCCCACGCCAACGGCGCCGUCGUCCUCCUCUGUCAAGCCGGAUUUUCAUCCGGCCCUUGCUGUCACAAAUAUAAAAAACAACAUUACUUUUAAACUCGAGCUUGACAAGGAUCAUUAUGCUCUGUGGGCUGAAUUGUUUGAAACUCAUGCUCACGCCACUCAGGUACUCCACCACAUCAUUCCUCCAGCUGACAUGGAGCCUCCUGCGCGCACCGAUGCUUCCUAUGCCCGGUGGGCUACUCUUGACUCUACCGUCAAACAGUGGAUUUAUUCCACCAUCUCCUUUGACCUUCUCGCCACUGUCAUGGAGAAAGGUUCUACUGCUAUGGCUACUUGGAACCGUAUAGCUUCCAUGUUUCAGGACAAUCAGAACUCCCGUGCGGUCGCUCUCGACCAGGAUUUCAUCACCACUCGCAUGGAGGAUUUUCCUAAUGUUUCAGCCUACUGUCAGCGUCUGAAACAUAUCUCUGAUCAGUUGAGGAAUGUUGGUGCUCCAGUCAGUGACCAUCGUCUUGUCCUCCAGUUGGUCUCUGGUCUCACUGAGCCUUUCCGUGGUGUUGCCACCCUGAUCCGUCAGAGCGAGCCUUUGCCUCCUUUCCUCAAGGUCCGCUCCAUGCUGAUUCUAGUGGAAUCCGGUCUCGCCAAGAUGUCAGGCUCUACUUCUCAGACUGCUUUGAACACCCCUGCUUCCCAUCCACGGGACUUUGAUGACUCUUCUCAGCAGCGCACCACCCGCCGCAGCAAUCAGGGACACUCCAACAACCGUUCUGGGCCAGGGCAAAAUCAUAACUAUCAGGGUAGUUCUGGUAAACCUAAAAAGAAAGGUGGCUCCCGCUAUCCUGGAUCUCUGUCUCUUCUGGUUCACCUGCUGCAGCCCCUCCACCCUGGCGCACGCCUCCGCAGGCAUCCUGGAACAAUCCCCGGGGUUGGGCUACUCCCCCUGGUUGGGCUCCUUCCCCUUGGGGCAUGCCUCCUUGUCCUUACCCCACAUCUCAGUGGUCACGUCCCAUGGGUCCUCCGCAGCAACCCGACGUUCUAGGUUAGCUCCUCAGGCCUACACUGCUACUACUUCUCCAACACCCACUGAUAUUGCUGCUGCCAUGCACACCAUGUCCUUGACUCCUCCAGACACUAUGUGGUACAUGGACACUGGCGCCUCGUCCCAUACUGCGGCAUCUCAAGACGGGGAUGCCUCUCCUGAGAUGUAACAGCCUUGGCGACCUCUACCCAGUCACCCGUUCCUCUCCUUUUGCUGGUCUUGCUUCUGGUGUCUGGGACAACCGCCUUGGUCAUCCUGCUUCCUCAACUUUAAAUCACCUUAGGAAUAAUAAACUUUUUUUUUUGUGAACCUUCGUGUUCUAGUGUUGUUUGUGAUUCUUGUGUUUUAGGUAAACAUGUUCGGUUGCCUUUUAGUUUCUCUGAAACUAUUACUUUGAGGUCAUUUGAUAUUUUGCAUAGUGAUUUAUGGACGUCUCCUAUUUUAA